Molecule: messenger RNA, 2745 nt
Organism: Misgurnus anguillicaudatus (oriental weatherfish)
Lineage: Eukaryota; Metazoa; Chordata; Actinopteri; Cypriniformes; Cobitidae
Gene: efhb
Product: EF-hand domain family, member B
Molecular function (GO): calcium ion binding
Source: RefSeq, a predicted model, not a curated record
UAAGAGAAUGUAAUUGGACAUCUCGAGUCGAUAGCGGCAAAUUGACGUUGCGUUUCCUUUAAAGCGUUGCCAGGUAACGGGACGCAGACGGACUCGUGAAUGCAUGUUAGCGGGGGUUCGCUACAACUCCUUUGGGUUUAUAGACUCUUGUGUAAAUAAAACUCUAUAAAAAGUGUUUAGGCAUGAGUCUCGUGCACGCGUUUGAGCGCAAUGCAUUCACCCGGAGACGCAAGGACACAUUACCAACUAUCCGUGCGGCAGGAAAGCUCAUUCCAGUGGGUGACCGAGCAAAGACAUGUUUGCAGGAAAUUACGCCAAGGUGUGAAACUCCACCUGUGGUCAGAAAAUUUGUCCAUUCGGCUAAUCCGGCUGUUGGGUCAGUUCGGGUGUUUCAUGGAAAGGCAAAUGAUCCAGAUAUUGCCAGUGCUAUAGUUCAUGGCGUGAGCACUAAAUCAUCUAUAGGUGCUGGAUCUGUGAUCAAUCCUGCACCAAAGACACGGUUUCAAGACAGGUUGCGACAGCUUCAAGAAAACAUUUAUGCCACCAAUCAGAAGGCACCUCUUGGGAGGUCACAGGUUCAAGGCCCCGGUUUGCCAAGUUGGCUUGAUCCUGGGAAAACAGCUUUUGGGGUUACAACCCUACAAUGUUCUGAUGUCGGUGAAAUCAUCAAUCCACACAAAACUGCACAUCAGGUGCAGGAGGAGUCUGAGGAGAAACAUCAACUCUACAUUCACUCACAUGGCUCCUAUUAUGUAGGGGAGCGUGUGGACAGGAAGUAUAACUUUGAUAGAGAAAGCCGAUUUGGUAUCCUUACACCUCAUCGCAAUGACGGGAGGAACACCUCCAGAUGUCUCCACUGGCAGAACAACAGUGCAAAAUUAGUUUCAAAACGUUGUGAUGACUUCAGAGAGAAGACUCAGCCGAAGAUAGGCAAAGUUCAUGACCCAAUUGCAGAGACAUUAAAUGUUCCCCGGGAUCACACAUUUGGAGUCUUGAUGAAACCUGACAGCUUUGGUGCGGGUGACCUCAUCCAUCAGACUUCACCUGAUGAGUGUCUGAAAGGUAAAGACAGACGGAGAACAUUGGUCAACGCUGUGCGGCAGCACCUUAAGAAGUCCAACUACCAAAACUUCAGCUCACUGCUGGAAGCAUUCAGAUACUAUGACAAGAAGAAUCAGGGGAAGAUAGAUAAGGAGGACCUGAAGGACGUUUGCCACCACUUUAACAUGAUCAUUAGUGAGCCGGUGCUUGAUGACAUCAUGGAUUACUGUGACCUUGAUAAAGAUGGACUGAUCAACUUUAUGGAGUUUUCCAACUUUCUAAACUGGAAAGACAAAAUGCCAAUCAACAGGACGGAGCAAAAAAUUCUCACAGGAGAACGCUCGGUAUGGACGGCCCCAGCUAACAUGCAGAGAACAGAACUCCAGGAAUCUGAUGUUUGUAAGGUCUUGGUAAAAUCGGAGGACUUGGAGUCUGUUGAGGUGGGAAGCACCAAGAAGACCCCUAAAACCCUAUCCAGACCCAGAUCUGUGAGGGACAGAUUUAUCACCUCAUCUUCUGUCAUCAAUGCUGUCGUCAAUGAGCGUCCAACCACCAAUUAUCAGACUUGUGGAGUACCGUCAGUGCGUACAGAUCUACCUGCCCCUCGUAUCAAAGGCAUCAGCGAUAGGACGAAUUACGGCGAUGAAUCAACAGCGUAUGAUCUGCUGCAUCCCACACUGCAUUCACUCUACGGGGUUUAUGAAGACCAACUUUUUGCUCCUCGUGCUAAAGACGAGAUAGCACAGAUAUUCCAGAAAGCGGGUGUGACGUUUGAAGAUGAGAUGUUUGAUGAGGCCUGGAAGCUGGCGUCCAUGAGACAUCCCACCGGUGACGUAUGUGUGGAGAGCUUUCGAAGCGUUCUGUGUGAGCUACAGGCAUGUUAAAACAACAUUUCAGUAUUUUCGUCAUUCUUUAGGAUGAAAGUUGUUUAUUGAUAUAGGAAUAUCAAAUAAAGACACAAGUGUGAUUACAAAUAUUCUUAAGAAUUGUUGGACAAAAUGUUAAAUUUGUAUGUCACUUUGCAUACUGUAAAAGCAUCUGGUAAUAUGUACAAAUACAUGUAAGUGUUACAAUGAUAAAAUGAAAUUUGUAACGUUACGAGUUAAUGGCCUGAAGCGGAUCAAUUUACUAUCAUAAUGAAUGUGGAGACUACAAAGACAAACAAUAAUUACUAUAACUAUCAUGAGACGCUAAUAAUAAUAAUAAUGACUAUAGCAGUGUUUAUUCUGGGGAAGAAGGAGGUUUAAACCCCGAUGACUUCUGUCUUUUAUUAGUUCACAUCCAUUAUUGGGUCAGCUGUAAUUUCCGCCACAUUAUUUGUUUAAUUUAGUCUCUUGUCAAAUGAUGUGAAGUGUUGCGAGGGGCCUGUCUGCAAUGAACCCUUAAUGUAGCAUAAUAAUACUUCAGCUCACUAAUGAAUUUUUGCCUCCCAGGAUAACAUUAUGCUGCAUUUACACUUAGAGAUUACUGUCAAUUACAAUAUUCUCCCAAAGGAUUACAGUAUAUCACACAAAAUACAAGUAAUUUACCAAAUUUGUCAUUUAUUAUGAAUGAUGGCUAUAAGACAUCUGUUCUGUGAGUGCACUCGGUCUAAAGUUGUCCUAUUUUUUUUUUUACAGACUUACAGUUUAAUAAUUACAUAUUUUAUACAAUUUUAAAAUAUUUAUGCAUUCAAUAAAUGUAUGCAUUUAUGUAUUUAGCCUA